AUGUCGAAAUACGAUCAACCCAUGAGCCCUCCUCCCUCCUACGCUCCGGGCGGCGGAUACCAACAAUCACCCCCGCCGCAACAACCCUACGGAGGCCAAGCGCAGCAAUACUAUCAACAACAACCCGACUACAACAACUAUCAACAGCAACCGCAGAUGGCCUAUCCUCAACAAGGAUACCCACCGCAAGGACAGCAAGGAUAUAUCCCACCGCAAGGAUAUCAAGACAACGGAAGGGGACGAGGGGGUGGCGGAACGACUGCAGCGAUGGGAAUUUGCGCGGGUCUUUGCGCGGCGCUGUGCUGUUUGGAUUGCAUCUUCUAA
Molecule: messenger RNA, 324 nt
Organism: Eremomyces bilateralis CBS 781.70
Lineage: Eukaryota; Fungi; Ascomycota; Dothideomycetes; Eremomycetales; Eremomycetaceae
Exons: 1
Coding region: 1-324 (107 amino acids)
Source: RefSeq, a predicted model, not a curated record